CUCCUGUCUUUAGAAACAAAUAUUGUACGGACAGGGCACGGUAGGAGCGGCAUCAGAAACGUUGGAUGUUGAGGAAGAAAGGAAGACCAUGUCGCGAGCAAAGGCUGGAAAAAACGUGCGGAAACCGUUCGGGGCGAACCCUGGUAGUGCAUUCCACGAGUCUACUGAAGACGACCAAUCCGUGCAUCCAACAUUGUUGAGAAAUGCGCGAUCGAGUGGACAAUUGAAUAUUUCGGGCCGCGGGUUGACUGCCGUUCCAAAAUCUGUUCUGAAUAUAAACAUCGAAGAAGCGGAGUCAGCUCGGAACUUCACCCUCGACAGCAGUGCCGAGAGGUGGUGGGACCAAACUGACCUGACUCGCUUGAUCAUCGCUAACAAUUGUCUCAACUCUUUACCGGAAGACAUCCGCCUGCUCCAUGCCCUUAACGUCCUCGAUGUUCAUGAUAACAAUUUGGAGUCCCUUCCCGAUACGCUUGGUGACUUAAUUGAAUUACAAAAGCUAGUUCUCAGUCGCAACAAGUUGACUACAUUACCUGUUACUAUAGAACAACUACAGAACCUGACCGUGCUUCAAAUUGAUAACAACAACAUGACGAACUUACCUGAUGGAAUCGGUCAACUGAGUAAUUUGGAAGAUUUUAAUGCUUCUAACAACAGUCUGGUCACAGUGCCGCCAGCUUUGGGUAAACUAACCAAAGUCCGGAAUUUAAACCUCUCUUCGAACCAACUUACAACUCUCCCUGCUGAAGUAGGGAAUAUGUCUCGUUUACAUAUUCUUGAUGUGAGCAGCAAUCAAAUCACUCAUCUUCCUAACGAAUUAGGAAACCUCCGCAAUAUGGAGAUGUUUUAUGGACAGAAAAACAAACUUGUCCAUUUACCAAUUUUAACUGAUUGUACAGCAUUGAAGGAAUUGCAUUUGGGUUUCAAUUAUAUCACUGAGCUUAGCAAGGAACACUUAGCUCCACUGGGUCAAAUCACUUUGAUGGAUCUCCGUGACAACAAACUGAAGGAAAUCCCGGUAGAGAUAACACUUCUUGCCAAACUACAGAGACUUGAUCUCACUAACAAUAGCCUACAAGGGCUGGCCAAUGAAGUUGGCUUAAUGGUUAAUCUGAGAACUUUGCAGUUUGAUGGUAAUCCCAUUCGAAACAUCCGGCGUGACAUUAUAAUGAGAGGGACAACAGAAGUCUUGAAGUUUUUACGUAACCGUAUACAAGAACCUGCGUCGAAAGAGGUGGGUGACUCCCCAUCUCGGAGAGCCUUAUCCACACCUGCUACUGCCGCUGCUGCAUUUACUGAAAAUGAUAUCACUUCUAUCAGACCCCAUGAUGUUUGUCACUUCAAAACCCUUAAAUAUAGUAAUAAACAAGCUUCCACAGAUCUUCCUGAUGAUGUUUGGGAAUUUGCUGUCAAAAACGGGGUCACCACUGUUAACCUUGGCAAAAACAACUACACAACUUUACCACCAGGAGUCUUCAAGUUAAUUGAAUGCUUGACUGAACUUCACAUGGGAUUUAACAAACUGACUUGUCUACCUGCUGACAUUGGAAAGAUGGUUCAUUUAACAUACCUCGAUGUUCGGAAUAAUUGUAUGACAGACCUUCCUGAGGAAAUCAGUCAGCUCAAGAAUUUAAGGGAAAUCAAUCUGGCUGAGAAUCGGUUUACCACAAUCCCACUGGUGAUCUAUACUCUCUCCAAACUGGAAAUCCUGUUCAUCAAUGGCAACAAGCUAACAGAGGUCGAUGUGGACUCACUCCAGAAGCUGCCAAUCCUCAGUACCCUAAAUCUACAGAACAACAAUCUAACUCAGAUUCCACCAGAAUUGGCUCUUUGUCCCAAAUUGGCUUGCCUCCAGCUCGAAGGGAACGCUUUACGAAACCCACGGGCAGCCAUAAUUGCCAAAGGGAGUUCAGCCAUCUUGGAUUAUCUUCGAGACCGCAUCAUCAAAUAAGUGUUCUUCGUUUGUUUGUUUGCAGUUCACUUCACACCAGCUACCAGCAUGUACUUUUAUUUUUUAUAUAUGUAAUAUAUACACUUCCUAUGUGUGAGCAUGCACACACACACACAUACAUAUAUAUGCACAUAUACAUACAUGCAUAUACAUACUCAUACGUACAUGCAUACACACAUACACAUAUAUACCAUAAUACACAAACGUAAGACAGCGAGAUGGGGGAAACGUUAGCACGCCGGGCGAAAUGCUUAGUGGUAUUUCGUCUGUUUUAUGUUCCGAGUUCAAAUUCCACCGAGGUCGACUUUGCCUUUCAUCCUUUCAGGGUCGAUAAAUAAAGUACCAGUUGCAUACUGGGGUCGAUCUAAUUGACUGGCCCUCUCCCACAAAAUCUUGGGCCUUGUGCCUAGAGUAGAAACGGAUACACAAACACACAUGCAUGCACAAUCACACAGAUGUGUUUCCUAACGAGCUUAAUUGAAAGUGGGCUUCAUUAAGCUUCCUAAUUAGACUCUGUUUUGUUUGUAUUCAUUUACUUUUAUUUCCUCGCAGUUUUCAGACACUGGACUGUGGUCAUACUGGAGCUUUUGUCUCCAAAGGUUUUUGUGAAAUUUGCCACCCAUUCCCUCUCACCUCCACUCCCAAAACUUUCUUACAGUCCUUGUCUUAUCGAUCUCUAUUGAAGUCCACCUAAGGGACCCAGCUUGGUGGACUGAAUACCACAAGGUAUUUUUGUUCAACAUUCUCAUUUAUUGACCAUGUCCUGGUCAAUAAAUACUUUUAUUCAUUAAUUUUAAAAUUAUUUUUUAUUCUUACUUUUGGCACACACUGGCGGUCUCUCUGUCUCUGGCUGUCUGUUUCUCUCUCUCCUUUUCUUUCUGGAAAAGGACUAAUGUCCGAAAUGUUAAAACACUCCAUAUCUAUCACAAAUUUUCUAGCAUUAAACUGAUCACUGUAUUUGUCAUA
Octopus sinensis (East Asian common octopus) is the source of this 2917-nucleotide messenger RNA. Its product is annotated as leucine-rich repeat-containing protein 40. Lineage: Eukaryota; Metazoa; Mollusca; Cephalopoda; Octopoda; Octopodidae. Gene Ontology annotation, molecular function: protein binding. The record is from RefSeq and is a predicted model, not a curated record. The transcript has 14 exons. The coding region runs from base 89 to 1951 and encodes 620 amino acids.